Molecule: messenger RNA, 1680 nt
Organism: Exophiala oligosperma
Lineage: Eukaryota; Fungi; Ascomycota; Eurotiomycetes; Chaetothyriales; Herpotrichiellaceae
Exons: 2
Coding region: 52-981 (309 amino acids)
Biological process (GO): mitochondrial respiratory chain complex IV assembly
Cellular component (GO): mitochondrion; membrane
Source: RefSeq, a predicted model, not a curated record
GUUUAUCAUUUUAACUAACAACACCUUCUGUAUCGCAUUCAGGCAGCAGGCAUGGCCAAGCAUGACUUGAAUAUUCUACGUGCGAUACUGUUCAGGUGCCGGAGACCUUUCAGUGGCCGCCCAAAGUCCUCUUUUCGCAAUGUCAUGACAAGAAAGCCGCCGCCCGGCCAUGACAAUCCUGAUUUCGUCUCGAUAGUGGAUGCGCCUGCUAAGAUUGUUUCGGUCAGUCAGAAGCAUUCAAAGAUAGGUCUGGCGGUCCUGGCGGUCAUUCCAAUCACAGCUUUCUGUCUGGGAACAUGGCAGAUCCAGCGACUGGACUGGAAAACGAAGCUCAUUGCAAAAUUCGAGGACCGACUGGUCCGACCACCACUCCCACUUCCUCCGAGGAUUGACCCGGAUGCAAUCCAUGAGUUUGAUUAUAGAAGGGUCUAUGCUACAGGGAAAUUCAGACAUGACAAAGAGAUGUUGAUCGGGCCGCGCAUGCAAGAUGGAAAAGACGGAUUCAUGGUUAUAACGCCGUUUGAACGCGAAGGAGGAAGCACGAUUCUCAUAAAUCGAGGCUGGAUUAGCAAGGACAAGAAGUAUCAACAGGACCGAGAUCCUUCGUCACUCCCACAGGGUCAAGUGAUGGUGCAAGGCCUGCUUCGAGAACCGUGGAAGAAGAACAUGUUUACACCUCCAAAUGCCCCAGAGAAGGGCAAGUUCUAUUUCCCCGAUGUUGCCCAGAUGGCGCAGGUCUCUGGUGCUCAGCCGAUAUGGAUCGAGGAGACUAUGACCCCAGAUCUGUUGGUAAGCUGGGAUCGAGAAGCAAAAGGAAUUCCCAUUGGGAGAGCAGCGGAAGUCAAUCUCAGAAACAAUCAUUUCCAGUAUAUAUUCACAUGGUACUCAUUAUCUGCCGCCACCACACUGAUGAUGUGGAUGCUUCUCAAAAAGAAACCUGUGGACAGAGCCCGACGAGUCCGGCAUGUCACCAAUUGGUGACAACCCCAUCAAAACCCGUUCAUCAAAUUACUCUCCAUUCUCCUCAAACUCGGCCAGCGCCUCUUUUGGGAGCAGUUCGCGAGCAGCUUUAUGAAGCUCACCCUCGCCCUGAAGCACCCUCUGUCGCUGCAUCAGCAUGAGAACGUCACUGCGAUCGACUCGCUUUUUGCGCCGACCGUGGUUCGAAUAGGCGGCAAGGUCUUCGCCGAUCUGUUCAAAGAACCAUUCUGUCGCUUGCUCUAGGGCUUUCAUAUGGUCUUUUCCGAGCUUAGGUUUACGGUUGCCAAGCCGUGACUGGGAAUCAAUGGCCACCCUUUUGAUCAGGCUUGAUGGGACUGCAGGGACCAUCUCUCCAUGCCGUGUCAUCUUCACUCUUUUCCGACGAGUUUGUGGCGCCAGUGCUACUUCUAUGUCCGGAUCCGGAUGUGGAGACGCUUCUUCUAGGCCAGAUGAUGCUCCCGUCGACAUAUUAUCGCCCGGCGACUGUAUAGAUGGUGUGCCCCCCACCAAUAUUGUCGGAUCCCGGUGGGCAUGGCUGGCAGCCGCUUCUGUGUCGACCAGCUCGAAUUGGAAGCUCUGGUCCAAACCUGGAAUAUUCAUAGUGCUCUCAUCGAUUGCAGGCGGGGUUGGGGACUUCUGCAAUUGAUUCAAAUGUUCUGUCUCUCCGCCAACAUCAUAUGAUUCAUCUUCAAAAGCUAA